CUCCUCGGAAAAGGAAACUUGAAAUGUCCCAAAGCAGCGGCUCUGAAGAAAGUGAUGAUCUACCUAUUUCCUCUACCAAGAAGAAGAAACCUAAUUGUCUUGAGUCACAAGAUUCAGUAGAAGAUUUUGAGAAAAAAGAAUCUAUCCUGAGAAAGCUUCACAAUAAGUUUCCGGAUUUAGACAAAGAGGAACUCAAGGAAGUCCUGGAAGAACAUGACUGGUCCUUUUGGGAGGCCUUGGAAGCUUUGCAGGCAUUUACCAAUCAAGAAGAUGAAGUGCCUUGUAUGCCAGAGCCUAACAGCGUAAAUGGAAAAGGUGCCAACUCACAUUUUAAAGUGCAACUAAAAGAGUUGCCAGCAGUGCAGUUGAAACAAUCUGGAACAGCGAAAGGUCAGAAUGGUAAAAGCAAAAAACGUGGCAAAGGACAAAAAGAUGGUAGAAGCGUUCAAAGGGAAUGUAGCGAUUCUGAAGAUGUGGAAUCCAUUCCUUCUGGUGGUGAGAGCUCACUUGAUGAAGACUAUAGUAGUGCAGAUGAAGAGAUGGAAGAUGAAUACAGGACUAAAAUAGUCAGCUUCUUGCAGGAUGGUACAGUGGAUGAACUUUCUCUUAUACCUCAAUGUUCUUUGAGAAAGGCUCAGAAGAUUAUAGAACUCCGGCCCUUUAACAAUUGGGAAUCACUGUUUAAAAAGUUUAAUCGGUCACAUGGUUUGUCUGAAGAUUUGAUAUGGAACUGCAAAACAGUAAUCAAGGAACGGGAAGUAGUUCUUAAACUUAUGAACAGAUGUGCCGAAAUCUCCCAAAGAUUAGAAAAACAAGUAACAGAAAUAACAGAAGAUGGUGGAAGUCACCAGACCAUCGAACAGCCUGUCAUUCUGAGCAAAAGCUUGGAGCUUAAACCAUAUCAACUAGUCGGACUGAAUUGGUUAGUUUUACUGAAUAAACAUCGGGUGAAUGGUAUAUUAGCAGAUGAAAUGGGACUGGGGAAAACUGUACAAGCUAUAUCAUUCCUUGCCUACCUUUACCAAGAAGGAGAUAAAGGACCACAUCUCAUUAUUGUACCUGCCUCAACCCUAGACAACUGGAUCCGAGAACUUAAACAGUGGUGUCCUGAUCUCAAGGUCCUCCUUUAUUAUGGAUCUUUAGAAGACCGGAAAGUCCUAAGAUCUGAUAUACUUCACAAGUUUGUGGAUUUCAAUGUAAUCGUGACUACGUAUAGCUGCUCAAUAAGUAAUGCAGAUGACCGUAGUCUCUUUCGACGUUUAAAGCUCCAUUAUGCAGUUUUUGAUGAAGGACACAUGCUGAAAAAUAUGAGUUCCAUUCGAUAUCAGCAUCUUAUGACAUUUAAUGCUGAACAUCGCUUGCUGUUGACUGGGACUCCACUGCAGAAUAAUCUCCUAGAAUUGAUGUCUCUGUUGAAUUUUGUUAUGCCAAACAUGUUCAGCAGUAGUACUAGUGAGAUUCGCAGAAUGUUUUCAUCUAAAACAAAAAUCUUGGAACAGCAAAAUAGUUUUGAAAAAGGGAGGAUUGCUCAUGCCAAAAAGAUCAUGAAGCCAUUUAUCCUGAGGAGAGUAAAGAGUGAGGUCUUACAACAGCUUCCACCCAAACAAGACCGCGUAGAGAUAUGUUCAAUGUCUGAUAAACAAGAACAGGCAUACGCUGCUCUCUACAAGAAGUUAAAGAGAUCGAUCAACAGUAAUGAAAAGAAUGAGUUAUGCAAUGUGAUGAUGCAACUUCGAAAGAUGGCCAACCACCCUCUACUUCAUAGGCAGUAUUACACUGUGGAAAAGCUGAGGAAAAUGGCCAAGCUGAUGAAAAAGGAGCCCACUCACAGAGAUGCCAAUCCUGAUCUCAUCUUUGAAGACAUGGAGGCGAUGACAGAUUUUGAGUUGCACCACUUGUGUCAAGAGUACAGUAGUAUAAGAAGCUUUCAGUUAGAAAUGGAGUUGCUCUUGGAUUCCGGAAAGUUCCAAAUUUUGGAGAAUAUACUUGCAGAACUUAAGGAGGAGGGUUCCAGAGUUGUCCUGUUUAGCCAGUUCACUAUGAUGUUGGACAUUCUAGAAGUAUUCUUGAGACACCAUAAGCACAGAUAUCUUCGGCUGGACGGCAAAACCCAAAUCUCUGACAGAAUCCACUUGAUUGAUCAGUUUAAUACAGAUAUGGAUAUUUUUGUUUUCUUGUUAUCAACUAAAGCUGGAGGACUGGGUAUAAACCUAACCUCAGCUAACAUUGUCAUCCUUCAUGAUAUUGACUGCAAUCCCUACAAUGAUAAACAAGCAGAAGAUCGAUGUCACAGAGUAGGACAGAAAAAAAUAGUGCAUGUUGUAAAACUGAUCAGCAAAGGGACUAUUGAAGAAUCCAUGCUUAAAAUUGGUGAACAUAAACUGAAACUAGAACAGGAUAUGACUUCAACAGAAACAGGAGGCGAGGGGAACAUUCCACUUAAUAUAGCAACUUUGUUGAAGACUUCAUUAGGAUUAUAACAUUCAGCUGCCCUUUUUUAACAUCCUCCAUAAGCAUCGUUGGGUUAAGUCAACCAAAUUCCGAGUGCAACACAACUCUGAGAAAGAAUAUAUAAUACUGUGUAAUGUAAUUGGAAGUAGUGAAAUUGUCAAUUAACAAACAUCACCUUUUUUUUAUCGUAUGCGAUGGAAUGGGCAAUUUUUAAUGAAGAAAAAAUAGGAGUGGGUACUAGUGUUGUAUGAGAAUAAAGAGAAUUUGCCGUAUCAAAGCACCAGAAAUAAAUUUCCAUGUAUAUUAAUAUUGUAUUGCUGUAGUUCCACGUUUAAGCCACAAACAUACUGUACUGAAACAGGGUAAAUGGUAAAGUUCUUUACCAGUGAUGAAACAUUGGUACUACAGCAUUGCAAUCAGCAUUUUCUGUCCUCCUCUUCCUCCUCUAAAGAUAUAUGUAUGUUUACAAUAAUUUUGUCAGACCAGGCAACUUUUCAUAUGCUAAUACUGUGAAUUCUGUUUUGGCCUCUCUUCCUCAAUUAAUUGGCUAUGAUACAUUACUCAUCAGAAUCCUAAACUAAGAAAAUGUUCUGAACCUAUCAGAUAUAAAAUCUAUUUAAAAAUCCUUAAGGAGUUAAGAGAGGUUUUUCAAUUUGUGGUCAUUUUUAACAUUUCUAUGGACUUGUUAAUUUCUCCUCACUUGCGUUUUGUCCCAACAAUUGGAUUCUCUCUGGUUUCUCAGUUUUGUGUUGCUUUGUGUAUUCAUAGUAGUAAUUACUGUACCAUCUCUGAAAAAAUAUUUGCUUUGUUUACUUGACCUGUUAUACUGUUACUAGCUUAAAAUGAGAAAUUAAGUGCAAAUAAAGAUUCUGCUGUUUUGAAA
Molecule: messenger RNA, 3334 nt
Organism: Rhincodon typus (whale shark)
Lineage: Eukaryota; Metazoa; Chordata; Chondrichthyes; Orectolobiformes; Rhincodontidae
Product: SWI/SNF-related matrix-associated actin-dependent regulator of chromatin subfamily A containing DEAD/H box 1
Exons: 19
Coding region: 24-2480 (818 amino acids)
Cellular component (GO): nucleus
Molecular function (GO): DNA binding; ATP-dependent chromatin remodeler activity; chromatin binding
Source: RefSeq, a predicted model, not a curated record